Paramecium sonneborni is the source of this 283-nucleotide messenger RNA. Lineage: Eukaryota; Ciliophora; Oligohymenophorea; Peniculida; Parameciidae. The record is from the annotation of a GenBank genome assembly.
AAAAGAUAAAAUGAUUUAGAAAAGCAAGAAGUCUAAAGAUUUCUUGAGGUUUCAAAUUCUUAUUGUAUAAAAAAGAGUCGUGAUGAAUUAAUAUGUAAUAAAAGCUUUCAAAGCAUAAUUUUUGUUUUGAAGCCUAUCUAUUGAGUUUUAUUAGAAUUUCAUAAGUGCCAAUGGUUGAGAAUGCAUAUUUAUACCAACGGAAUUGUAAUCGGAGAAAGACAUUAAAUUAUUGAUCUAAGAGAAGGAUUGAAAAUAAAUGAUUAGUAAACAAAGAAUGAAUGAA